Acanthoscelides obtectus is the source of this 357-nucleotide messenger RNA. Lineage: Eukaryota; Metazoa; Arthropoda; Insecta; Coleoptera; Chrysomelidae. The record is from the annotation of a GenBank genome assembly.
AUGUCACCAAAGGCUGCACCUCUUAAACCUAAGAUAUCAGCAGAACAAGAGUGGGUUAAGAGGAGCCAAAGGCGUAGGCCCCAAUUACCAACCAAUGAGAAGGCUAACCAGCUCAUAGACGCAAAGUUAGAACUAGCUAGAGCAGCCAAAGAAGAGCUGGAGCUGGAGCGAGUAAGAAAAGGUGAGCUGUUUGAGGUGGAGAAACGGAAGAAACUGCUUGAGGAGGAGAUGCUCAAACUUCAAGCACUACACUUCACUUUUUUAUUUGAAUUCUCAGUAUCUGUGGGGCAAGUGCAUCCCCUUUUUGUUCUUAUGAAGUUUGUUUGCAUCUAUAUUUGUUUGAUUCAGAGAAAAUGA